AUGUCGCAGUGCAUUACACAUAAGCCUCGGGAACAAGCCGCGGAUGCGCACGCUGCGGAAUUGGUCGCUAUUCAAGCAGUCGCAGAAGUUGUCGUCGCAAGUAGCUUGCGAUAUCAGGUGGUUACCAUAACAGACAUCGUGCAUUUCACAGCAUUCAUUCACAUCCUCUGCAACAUUUACAUGAGGCGAGAGGCCAUUGCAUCAACUGUUGAUUUGUAUGCUUAG
Messenger RNA from Gongylonema pulchrum, 225 nucleotides. Lineage: Eukaryota; Metazoa; Nematoda; Chromadorea; Rhabditida; Gongylonematidae. The record is from the annotation of a GenBank genome assembly.